Messenger RNA from Colletotrichum higginsianum IMI 349063, 477 nucleotides. RefSeq names its product Epoxide hydrolase. Gene Ontology annotation, molecular function: hydrolase activity. The record is from RefSeq and is a predicted model, not a curated record. The coding region runs from base 1 to 477 and encodes 158 amino acids. The transcript is spliced from 2 exons. Lineage: Eukaryota; Fungi; Ascomycota; Sordariomycetes; Glomerellales; Glomerellaceae.
AUGGAUACUCUUGCCCGUAUCGACCCCAGGUUUCAAUACCAGAACGUCAUCCUCAACGGGGUUAAGUACAACUAUAUCCACGCAAAGCUGUCGUCAGAAAAGGUAGCAGGCACUGUUUUUCUCGUUCACGGAUGGCCUGACUUAUCUCUGGGAUGGAGCAACUACAUUCCCUUCCUCCUUUCUAGGGGAAUGAGGGUUGUCGCCUUGGAUAUGAUGGGAUACGGAGGAACUGAAUCACCUGAGAAUCCUAGCUUUUAUACAUUCAAGUGUGCCUUAGAUGAUAUUGCUGCCCUUGCGAGCUAUCUUGGCCUGUUACGUAUUGUUUUUAGUGGAUACGACUUUGGUGGUGUGGUCUAUUGUACUGCUAUGUGGCACCUAGAGCUUGUUGCUGUCCUCUACGUCCUUAAUACGCCCUUUGUGCCCCUGGUAGCUACUUUCACUGAUCUGGCUGUUAGCUGGCCUGGGUUUUAUUACUAG